AUGAAGUCUUUCUGUUGCGUUCUUUUGAUUACCUUUUUCCAUAGCCAAACGGCUUCUUCCCAAUUUCUGGAGGAACACUGUGGAACUUCAAUUCGACCCAAAAUUAACGGUGGCACAAACGCAAAAGAAAAUGAUGCCAGCUGGAUGGCAGCCAUAAAAAAUGCCACGCAUUUUUUGUGUGGCGGAACGUUGAUUCAUAGAAGCUGGGUUUUGACUGCAGCACAUUGCUUGAAUAACGACUACAAGCUAUUCGUAAAUUUGGGGGCAUACAAAAAGAACACUCCCAUCGCCAGACACCAAGUCAGUAAAUACAUUAUGCACCCUGAAUUCAAUGGUAGGCUGAAUGAUAUAGGCCUGCUUAAACUAUCAAACAGAGUCGAGUACAAUGCCCAUAUUCAACCAAUUUGUAUUUUUUUGGAUAAGAAUAUCAAGUCUCAAGUAGAGAAUCUAAAAACGUUUAAUGCCUUUGGCUGGGGCCAUAAGAACGGCACUGAAAGCGAAAUUCUUCAAACCAUCAUUCUGUACCAGAAAACCCUUCAAGAGUGCAACAACGAAUUCAAGGUACCUCAUAGAUGGAGUCAGAUCUGCGCAGGAAGCACGAAUGGCGACACCUGUCUGGGCGAUUCUGGAGGUCCAUUGACAACUAGUAUAAGCAAUGGUCAAAAUAAUGAUCUUGAAGUACAGCUCGGGAUCGUAAGCUACGGGAAUUAUUCCUGCAAUGGAUUGGGAGUGUAUACCGAUGUGACAAGCUUCGUCGAUUGGAUUCAGACAACCAUUUAUAAUUAUGAUGCCCCAAACGCCCGACAACCAACCCCAGGAGUCCCAACUGUUCCUGUGGUUCAAGUGAUUCCUCCGACAGUUCAUCCAGUGGUUUAUCCGGAUCCGGUUCUACAAAAUUUUCCGUUACCGAUGUGGAAUAGAGGCUGCAGUGAAUAUAACAUGACAUCGGUCUUGCGGCCUACCAUUUAUGGACCUGGUUUUGAGGGCGUCGGCGUGCUUAUUACAGAGCAAUUCGUCGUCACCAUUGCCACGGACUUGCCAGAAAAUGCCGCCUCUUUAGAUGUGUUAGUAAUGAUGCAAGAAAACUAUGCGGUAUUCAGAGUUGACUCGGUUUUAAAGCACCCAAAAAAUACGGAUGGUUUCAAGAAUGAUAUAGCACUACUAAAACUGAUUGGAGCGGUGGAUAUCAAAGAUGGCAUCAAACCGAUUUGUCUAGCAAAUAUAGGGUUCUCUGACGAGGCUUCACCAUUUCUUUUUGACCAAGCGACAAGUAAAGGAUUUAGCGUUGGGCUCUUGAACAGCCGAAUGUGUUCAUAUUAUACCGGAUCCGUUAUCGAUGGAACUCAAUUUUGUGUGGAAGUUCCUCCCGAGAUAGGUCAGUCCUACCAGAAGCGUGGAGACAUUCUGGUAGCACCCAUGAGUACAUAUGGUAGAACACGUAACUAUUUGUUGGGAAUUUAUAGCUAUUCAUCUGAAGGCAUUCUUGUAUUUACAAAUGUUAUGAAAUUUACGAAUUGGAUCAUUGCUACCAUAAAUACGGAAUUAAGUGGUCAACAUUUCGCUUAUUUAGUUUAAUGAAAUCCGGAUUGAUCAGAUCAUGUAAUCAGAUAUGAAGUAAUUUUUUAAAAAAAUGCUUUUUCCUUAAAUAAACAGGUUUAUUUUUUAA
Messenger RNA from Drosophila subpulchrella, 1666 nucleotides. Its product is annotated as acrosin-like. Gene Ontology annotation, biological process: proteolysis. NCBI's taxonomy places the organism in Eukaryota, Metazoa, Arthropoda, Insecta, Diptera, Drosophilidae. Bases 1 to 1575 code for a protein of 524 amino acids. The record is from RefSeq and is a predicted model, not a curated record. Gene Ontology annotation, molecular function: serine-type endopeptidase activity. The transcript is spliced from 7 exons.